This is a messenger RNA of Fukomys damarensis (Damara mole-rat), 2654 nucleotides long. RefSeq names its product EZH inhibitory protein (gene Ezhip). Gene Ontology annotation, cellular component: nucleus. Bases 89 to 1600 code for a protein of 503 amino acids. The record is from RefSeq and is a predicted model, not a curated record. The transcript has 2 exons. NCBI's taxonomy places the organism in Eukaryota, Metazoa, Chordata, Mammalia, Rodentia, Bathyergidae.
UCCCCCUCUACCUGCUCCGGCUUCACUCAGAUCCCAGAUCGAGGUUCAGGCCACGCUGUCGUGUCUUUGUCUCUGUGAAGGCGCUAAAAUGGCUUCGCAGUCUUUUAGUGAUGAUGAGAAAAACCCCCAGGACGAGGUGCCUGGAGGGCCAAAGGAUGAGGACUCUGCCCUAGCUCCUGGCUACAGCCCCGGGACCGGCAAUGAAGAUCCUGUUUCCUGGGUCUUCACAACUUCGGUUAGUACACCUCUGUCAGGCGGUGUCCUGAGAGGCAGCUCGGCGGGUUCUCAGGGUUCUGUCGCCAUUUUGUCAGGUGAAGACCCGGCACCUAAUACCGAGACCCGCGUGCUCGAGGAGCACAGCUCGUAUGUCCAGGGUGACCGCAUCCCUGAUUUACGCUUUAGCCAUGGAGGCUCCCACUCAGGCAGCCAGUCUGAGGUGGAGCAGGCCUCAAAAGACACCGACCUGCCCGCUGGGCUUUCGGCCCAGAAGAAGGGCCGUAGGCGCAAGUAUUCUGGGAAGCGGCCUGGCGGCAAACAGGCUAAACUGGCUGCCGCAUCUCCCGAGCGCCCUCAGCUUCCUGGGGCCGACGCGCCGCAGGCACCCAUGCCUCUGCCGCCAUCUUCGGCGAGGUCUCAGGCCUCCGUCGGCCACCAUUCUGAGGUUUCUCCGCGGAGCCAGGAAGCUCGUCCUGGUGCUGCCCUCCGCAGCCAGGCCGUCCAGGCAGGCCCUAGUAGCCACAGUGGUACUGCCUCGACAGAUAGAGCUCAGCGCCUUACAUACGCUUCAGGUCUUGGACUCUGCAGCAGUGCAACCGGACCUGGCCCUGCUCAGGGCAGCGGCGACACCCCGCCAGGCCCUGUUCACGGCGAAGCAUCCGGGCCUGGCCCUACUCAGCGCAGCCCCUGCAGCGAAUCCCAGCCUGGACCUGCUCAGCGCACCCGAGCCACACCACCAGUUCCUGUUCGCGGCAACGCAUCCCAGCCUGGUCCUGCUCCACGCAGCCGCACCACACCGCCAGGCCCUGUUCUCCGCAGCAGUGAGUCCGGAUCUGGACCUGAUGGCCGCCGCCGCCGCUCCGCCCCGCCAUGCCAUGUUGUCCGAAGCCCCUCUCUGCAGAGCUCUCUGCCUGUGUCGGGUGGGAGGGAUCCUUAUCCUGCUCUUCAGAGCUCCUCUGUUUUUCCUGUUCGUGAGGCCCAAAGCCCGCCCUCCCGGCCUAUUGGUCGUGCACUCCGUAUGCGUGCCUCUUCACCCUCACCUCCUGGCAGGUAUUUUUCUUUACGUAUGCUCUUUGGUGAGGACUUCUCCUCCUCCUCCUCGGCUUCGGCUUACUCUUCCUCCUCCUCGGCUUCGGCUUGCUCUUCCUCCUCCUCCUCUAUGUCUGUGAGCCAAAGCCCCUCCUCUUCCUUUGCUGAGUUUUCUGGCCAGCGUUCCUCUUCCUCUCCUCCUAGGCGCUUUGGCCUGAGGUCUAUCCGCACUCCUAGCCCUGAUAGUCUUAGGCGUGCCUUGAUGCCUGAGCUCGAUGCCCUGAGCGCUGCCAUUUCAGGAGAGCAGGAGGAAAUAAGGGGCUCUCCUCCUUCCCCUGCAUCGUCUGUAGUGUGAACCUUUCUGUGAUGAGUAUUCUCCAGGACACACAGAAAGAAUGAUUCUUUAUCCGCUGGUUGCGUGAAUGGUUAUUUUGUGCUUACUUGUGAGGUUUUCAAGAGUUCUAACCGUUAUUUUAUGAAGCCUCCCCUCCCUGUGACUGCUGUGCAGCACAUACCUGUUGUCCCUUGAUUCCAGUCCCUUCUUCCUCAAAUAAGCCUAAUUUUGCCCCCUGGUUUAAGAGUUCAGUUUUCUAAGUUGGUUUUAUGUAAUGAAAUAUCUUUUAAUAAAACUGUUGGUAUCCUCUAAAAAUAAUAUUUGUGUUUUUAAAAAAUCUAUGUCAUAUUUGGAAGAUUAAAGAGUUACUAGAAUAAAAGUACUCCCACUGUUGGAAAUGGAGUUCUACCCAGGAACUUCCCACUUAAGACACUGUGUACUCUCUUAACAUAAGUGAUUUGCAACUGGGAGAAGAAAAGUUGACAAAAUUUAGCUCAAGGUGGCAGGAAAAAGGAGAGGUAAUGGUAAUUUCCAGAGUCGGAAAAGAUGAGCCACAUAAUAAGCGUGGUGGUAAGGAAGAGGCAGGGUGAGGUUGAAUGGGCCAUAACCCAAAUGGGAAUAGGGAGGAUUGGAGGAGGACCCAGGACCAGUAAAGGAGGAGCAGCAAGGAUGAAGAGACUGAGGGCAAAAGGUCUCAGUUUCUACGGAGAGCAACUGGAGUUCCUGAGUUCAGGGUUGAGACAAGUCUUAGGAGGGCAAUUCAAGUUGAUGAUUGAUUAGAAACUGGUCAAAUGGUUAAAUAUUGAAGGAUAAUCCCAUUAUAAAAAGAGACAGCUGAGCUUGUGAGUGGGGCCCAUUAUUUUAGCAUGCAAUCACUAUAGAACUUACUAAUGAAACCAGCUUUCAUGAUGCAUGCCUGUAAUUCUAGCACUGGGUGGCUAAGGCAGGAGGAUUAUGAGUUUGAGUGCCACAUAAGCAAUUUAGUGAGAUACUGCCUCAAAGGAAUGGAGGUCUAGUUCAGUGCAAAGGCCCUAGGUUCAAUCCCCAGUACCACUCCCCAAAAAUUAUUUUACAU